AGCUUGUGGAUCAAAGAAGAAGAGAAAGACAACGCCGCGGCCUGCGAAGGCGCGGGCGAGCUACAAAAUUGCAAUGAGCCGGCGUCUCUCAAGCCAGGAGGCUUCGGAGGCGACCGGCGCCGAGCCCCUGCGCGGGCGAAGUUCCCGUGGCUCGCUGGGGUAUCCAAAUUCGUCGCUGUCGCCAUGGUACAUCAGCAACCGGAACGGGGUGAGCCUCGGCAGCAUGACGAUCACGAGUCCCUGCCAACCGCUCUCCGUCUCAGGGAGCGUGAGCGGCAUCAGCUACCCGACGUCUGUGUCGUCCAGCAUCAUUCCCCGCACGCAGACACGACUCGUCGCAGCCAGCGCGAGCGGUGGUGGGCGGCUCGUUCGCGGUGGCGGCGCCGACAGCAUGCCACGCGUUUGCAGACCUCUCCGCGUCGGGACCGACACAGCGAUCCCCGGCAGCGAGCAGCUCCUCCAGGUGUCCGUGCGCGUUGUGCCGUCUCAUGGUCGCCUCGCCCAAAGCCGGUCGUCAUCGUGCGGUGGAGGACACGCGUUUCUGCGCCCCACUUCCCGCGUCAGCGUGCGCGUGGGGCCACGGACAAGCAAUCCGGUGAUUGCCGAACGCAUGAGGAUCGUGGACAACCUCAUGAGACAGGCGAGUGCCGGCAGGCGUGCCACGAAGCGCGCCCUCUCCGUGCCCGCGGAGGCGUCGGACUCUGCAGAACGGGCGGCGCUGCCGUCUGCUGCGAGGACCAUUGAGUUCGAGCAUCUUGAUGUCACGCCGCGAGUAUUCACGAGUGUCCAAACGGACGUGAACAGAUCGCAGGGGGUGAUACCGACAAGGUCAACCAGCUCGCAUGAGGAAGUCGGCAGGAUGUUGUUCAGUGAUUGGGCUAACCGGAAGAAUGAAAUGUUCGCAGACGUAUUCAAGGACAGGAAGGGUUUUUUUGCAGACCUGUUGAAGCUGCGCCAUGAUGAGGGACACGAACCCGUUGCGCACGCGCAGAAGGUGCCCACUGGCAAUUCUUCACGCAGCGACCUUUUUAUGACAACCAUAUCAGAAAUGGCAGAAAAGGACGUCCCAGAAACGUCCGCCGAAAAUUACACGGUGCAUAGCCCUAUCGGUCUGUCAACGACAGCUAGAAAGACAGCAAUUGAAGAGAAGGUACCGUUGCAAGCAGUAGCGGCUUCAGAAAAACUAUAUCCGACGUCGUCAGAAUUUGACUCGUACGACCUCUCAAGAACAGCGGAUUCAAAAACUCGAGCUCUUGAAGCUCCCAGCGACGGAGUUAUCCUCGAACCUGGACACGUCGCGCGUGCCAGUGGCGGGGAACUGCUGGGGGGCUUAGAAAUAAGUCCGCAAGAGUUAACAAGUCCGCAAGAGUCUGAAGGACCAGCAGCUGAUGAAAACUUGACGCAAAGGGAAACUGCGAAGGAAAGCGAGUUAACUGGCUUCGAGCAUGCCAGGGGCGGGGCACUGCUGGGGGGCUUAGAAAUAAGUCCGCAAGAGUUAACAAGUCCGCAAGAGUUUGAAGGAGCAGCAGCUGCUGAAAACUUGACGCAAAGGGAAACUGCGAAGGAAAGCGAGUUAACUGGCUUCGAGCAUGCCAGGGGCGGGGAACUGCUGGGGGGCUUAGAAAUAAGUCCGCAAGAGUUAACAAGUCCGCAAGAGUCUGAAGGAGCAGCAGCUGAUGAAAACUUGACGCAAAGGGAAACUGCGAAGAAAAGCGAGUUAACUGGCUUCGAGCAUACCAGGGGUGGGGAACUGCUGGGGGGCUUAGAAAUAAGUCCGCAAGAGUUAACAAGUCCGCAAGAGUUUGAAGGAGCAGCAGCUGAUGAAAACUUGACGCAAAGGGCAACUGCGAAGGAAAGCGAGUUAACAGGCAUGGUACCAAGACUGGAAUAUCAGGGUGGCGGGCUCGUUUCAUCAGAGCGCACUGAAGUAGUUGAAGUAUCUCCAAGAGAAAUGACUGAUAUUGCUGAGUCCGUAGACGAUUACGUGACAACUGCAGGUGGCGAAAAUUCCGGCAAGUCGUACAAGUCGGUCGCAUCUGAGCGGAGCACAGUAGCUGAUAGUGCUGCGCUACAAGAGCCGGAGCAUAUUAAACUCAUGCAGCCAUCAGCGGCGAGUGAUAUUGAAGCAAAUUUUUUAACUAAGCAGGAAGAGAAAGCAAGCAACGUAACCGAACGUAACGGGGUAACGACCCCGAAAACAGAGAGUGAGGUCAAAAUGGAAAUACAACUGGAAUUAGUUCCCUCAGAGCAGCAGUUUCAGGACAAUAAAGUCAUGGAAGUGACGCAGGUCUCUCCUCUCUGGAGCAUAGAAGCAGCCAGUGCACGCGCUGAAGUGCCGACUGAGGCCAGCGGCUACGGCUACGUUCCUGCGCUCGCAGAUUCUACGUUCGAAGCACCUGGGGCAACAAGCGAGGAGCACCAGGUGAUGCCGACAUCGCUUGAAGGUCCGUUUGUGUCGAUGGCUUCCGAUAUGACUGACUUUCCUGCACUCGACCUGAGUAGAACGCAAGAACCAGAUGUUUCAAGACAGCUUCCUUCUUUACGGGAGCCAGACCACAGUGAAGUUCAGACGCAGUUGGUCGAACGACCGCAAACUGAUGACAGUGCGCAAUUACAAGUGACAGGUAAUUCCCAUCAACUUGGAGCCUCGGGAGCUCGUCCUGCUACCCGCGGAUAUGAAACGCUUGUGCCAAUCGAACAAGCACCAAUGUCUGACGUCAGCGCGACACAGAAUGUCGAUGAUGCCCUGCUCCAACAAAGCGGUGCACCUGCAGCUGAUGAAAACUUAACAAUAAAAGAAGCUGCAAAAGCAAACGAGUUACGCGACAUCGUACCAAGACAGGAAGAUCAAGGAAGCGAACCGGCGUCAUCGGAAAGUUCUGCUGUAGUUGAGAUGAAAGAAACAGAAAAACACGACGGUAUUCCAUUUAAUGAACUUUCUACGGAGCCCACUGAUGAAGAAUUUUUAGGAGGACGGGAUCUUAAGAAGACUCUAUAUAUACCUAGGCCUCCGCAACAAGGGGAAAUAGUUUCCACAGAGCCAACACCGCUUUCCGACGUCAGCGCGACGACACAACGCACCGAUGAUGCCCUGCAGAGCUCGGCAUCGCUUUCGAAGGUAGUGCCAGGUGAAACCUUGGUACCCCUUCAAUUGGACGAGCUGCCUGAUUCGCGGGUCAAAGAAAUUAUCCUCGAACCUGGACACGUCGCACGUGCCAGUGGCGGGGAACUGCUGGGGGGCUUAGAAAUAAGUCCGCAAGAGUUAACAAGUCCGCAAGAGUCUGAAGGAGCAGCAGCUGAUGAAAACUUGACGCAAAGGGAAACUGCGAAGGAAAGCGAGUUAACUGGCUUCGAGCACGCCAGGGGCGGGGCACUGCUGGGGGGCUUAGAAAUGAGUCCGCAAGAGUUAACAAGUCCGCAAGAGUUUGAAGGAGCAGCAGCUGAUGAAAACUUGACGCAAAGGGAAACCGCGAAGGAAAGCGAGUUAACAGGCAUGGUACCAAGACUGGAAUAUCAGGGUGGCGGGCUCGUUUCAUCAGAGCGCACUGAAGUAGUUGAAGUAUCUCCAAGAGAAAUGACUGAUAUUGCUGAGUCCGUAGACGAUUACGUGACAACUGCAGGUGGCGAAAAUUUCGGCAAGUCGUACAAGUCGGUCUCAUCUGAGCGGAGCACAGUAGCUGAUAGUGCUGCGCUACAAGAGCCGGAGCAUAUUGAACUCAUGCAGCCGUCAGCGGCGAGUGAUAUUGGGGCAAAUUUUUUAACUAAGCAGGAAGAGAAAGCAAGCAACGUAACCGACUUGGUGGCACGUGAUAAGGAAGAAAUAAGUGAAAUGGUUUCUUCGUAUGCCCGCGGCUUAGUUGAAGCUUCUGCCAUGGAUAAACCUGUUGCUAAAGAGCAACAGGUCGAAACAAGUCUGGUACCCGUUCCAGUAGAAGAAAUACAUGCCAAUACUUCUUCCAUGACGCUUGAACCUGCUGAUGCAUCUGCGGUGAAGGGGCUCUCCAGGCGACCUCUAACAGAACCCAACGAUAUCUCUGCAGCAGACGAUCACGCCUUAAUGAAGCUGACCGAGAAAGUAAGCGAAGUACGGGACAUGGUCGCAAGUCAGCCUGAUGAAAGCAGCGAUCUCGUACCGUCAGAAGACACUCAGGCGGCCAGUGUGAAGGAAACAGAAGUAAUAGUACCGUCAACGCUUGAAACUUCCCAAACGUUUCCUGUCAUUGAAUAUAUAUCUGCACCAGUCGCGGAAACGUCUGACCAAGCCACUGCAAGCAAAGCCGCUCCACCAGGCCAAAUGCUGAUGACAAAGACUGGGGAAUAUUCAACCGAUGCAUCAGCGGAGGCAAUCUUAAAAGAAAACGAGCAACCUGCAGCUCAAGGACCGGUAGACUACGCCGCGCAGUUCUGGGACAGUGAAACUAUGCAGCUUGCGCUCACAAACAUGUGGACCCCGGAAAGUGGCACAGUGCUCGCGGAGGAUGCAAGCCGUGGAAGAAAUGUUGUUGACGUUAUGGACGUACCCGAAGUUCAAACCGUGACAAGUUUAGACGGACCGUUCAUCCACAGUGAACCUGAACGAACAAGUAUGGAAGCUUUAGGUAGCGGGGCUGUGUUUGUUGGGGAAGCAAUGUCGGGUUCGACUGGAACUGCACGUGAUACUGCUGAAGCCGUAAAGGAAACAUCAGCGCCCACGGAUGAAAAUGUAGUGGACUACGCUGCGCAGUUCUGGGAUAGUGAAGCAAUUAAGCUUCAACUCACAAAUAUGUGGACUCCAGAAGGUGGUGCCGUGGUUGUUGAAGACAUACAAGCGGAUAUUAUGGUACCUGAUCACGUCGCUGCUCUUUCCGAUCAAUAUCCAGUAGUUGAAACACAACCUACGAGCAGCUCGGCAUCGCUUUCGAAGGAAGUGCCAGGUGAAACCUUGGUACCCCUUCAAUCUAACGAGCUAACUGAUUUGCCGGUCAAAGAAAUUAUCCUCGAACCUGGAUACUUCCAGCAUGGCAGGGGCGGGGAACUGCUGGGGGGCUUAGAAAUAAGACCGCAAGAAGCGACAGAAGAGACAGAACGGGCAGAGAGCGGUGACAUUGAGGCGCUCCCUGAUGAACGGCCUAUUACUUCAGGUCAGGAAAGUGGCAUGGUUCACAUAGGAUUGGAGGGAGAGGAGGCAACAGACGCACCGUCCGGCGGCGUGGUAGCCAUAAGUGCGGACAUGGGAGCGCUACCGCAGCCUGCACUGCCAACCUUACUGGAGCACCCAGAGCAUCCAGGCUGCAAGGAAGGAGCAAUAGAAGAGUAUGCAGAGAGCGCCGUGGCUGAAGUGGUUCCCUCUGGACGGCCUACAGCAAUAAGUGGGCAAAAAGACGCACUAGGACUGGAACUUCCCAGUAAGGAAACAGAAGGUGAACCUAUGACCAGCGCGGAAGCCGAGAUGUCAGCCGUGAAUGUGAUACCGGAGCUUACAUGGUCAGUGAGUUCGGAUCGUCCGACAGAGCAUCCAGAACGCGAGCCGGAGGCAACAGAAGAGACAACAGCCGCGGCAGCCGAGUCAGACUUCACAGACCAGCAACCGAAUAAAGCAGAACAAAUCAAACGAACAGCAGGCGACCAAGUGGGUGACAAAUUCGACAGAACAGUGAACGAAGAACGUGGACCACUGCUUGCCAUCACGAGGAUGGAGAAGCAUUCUUGUGAGAAAACAAGCGAACGUAUCUUGAAGCGGUACGGUGACACAGGGCCCAUGGAGAGUGUGACUGGAGCGCACGAAAGUUUUGUGAUUGCGGAGACAGAAACGCAGUUAUUCGGUGCGGAGGCGAGAGACUCGAGCAUGAGAAACGCACCGGAGAAAGCUCGGACAGAAGCUGAAUGCAGUCAGUCGAAGUUCGAGCCAGACGUGUUUUUGGCGGAUUUAUUUGGAAAAAGCAGUAUCGAAUCAACAGAGCCAAGUCAGCCUUGCGAUUACAUUGCAAGGCCUUUAAACAUUUUCGACGACGUUGCUGGAGCUGCGGCUACCAGCACUACCGAGGCAGUCACCGGGAAGCAAUCGCCUUUAGAAGACGCUGUGAUUCAGAGGGGUUCCGAAGGCACCAAAGAAAGUAGUCCGUACUGUCCCGAAAAACAAGCGGUAGAUUAUGACAACGCUCCCGACCACAUUAACUUAGUAGGUGAAGCGUCCGGAGGAGCAUCACCUUCUUUUUCUCCAAAGGGCUCGCCCUUGGCUACCUAUAGCCCAUUUCCAGAAGCGGAGUUUGCAUCCCUAACCAGUCAGGGCCAGUAUGUGCCUCGUCCAACAUUCGACCUAGAAAACAAAAGCACCAAGUUACAAGCAUAUACAAAAGAAAGCGACUUCGCCAUCAAAACUGCAGGGGCUUCUCAAUACCAGUCAUCCUUGAACGCAAAAAGCAACUCAUCCGUGGAUAAAUUGCUCCAAACGCUUCACAAGCCGCCUCUACGCUUGAGUGGCGGUUUGUUUCAACAGCAAUUAGUAAAUGUGAACGCGUUGUCUGUACCACUAGGGAAAUGUGCUUUCACAGACGCCGUGUUACCUUACAGCGUUUAUAAGAGUCCAUUCCAUUCAAUGAGUUCUGCAUCAGAACUAGAUUCAACAAAAUAUGAAGACGGUUGCCAGAAAAUGAGAGAGAUUCCAGAAAAUCCUUCCGGCCCGAGUUCAGCCAAACCAACCGGUGAAAUGCAGGCUGAUGCGGCGUAUGUCAGUCUAACAGAAAACAAUGUCGAUACCUCGCCUUUAGCCGAUGAAGGCGAAGAAAUGCCUAAUUGCGACGCCACCUUAAACAAAAAAGAAACAGGCUUUCAGCUGGACGCUGCUGCGUAUCAACAAGCACCUCCGAAAGUUGAAGACAUUGCACUCAUUGAAGCUCAGGACCAAUAUGGCCACAGUGAGACAGCGUUAUCAACGCAACGCACGGACUUAAAACCAGUUUCCCUGCCUUUCGACGAGACAAAAGUGCAUGAUGACGACGGCCAGCCGCUGGCGGAUUGCGUGUCUCUGUCUUGCGCUGAAAACUUGCAAGCGCUGUCUGAUGAGCAGGCCAAGUUACGCUCUGCUAACAUGUCCCUCCAGGCGGCUUUCGCGCCACUUAAGAUUGGAACUCCGCCUCUUGGAACGCCGCCCCUCGCAACGCCGCCCGUCGAAACGUCACCCGCACUAACGCCGAUCACCGGAACGUCGAUGUUUGAACCGCCAGCGACCAGCGACGGGCAGUACACAACUCCCUUCAAAACUGUGACUGGUCAAGAGCCGUCUGAAGAUCAUACGGAACCAGUCUGUGCCGCAGAAUACAUCGGCCAAGCACGUUCUACGGAUCGCGAGCCGUGUAACUCCGCAGACAAUACCACUCCAAGUGUCCCGAUACCAUACGAAACUGGCGUGACCAAAUGUGAAGCUACCAAUUACUCCGGGCAAGCGCGUCACCAGCUGCCACUGUUUUCUUUUACAGAAGACAAACAGCCUUUCAGCGUGGCUAGAAAGGAUUCGAAUCCGCUAGGAUUUGCUGCCGACUUGCACAAGUGGUUCCGUACUGAAGACACCGCGACGGCCGAAUACCCUAUCAGCGUACAAGCUGAGUCGACUGAAGAUGAUUCAUCUGGGAUCGAAUUUCCUCCGUGGCCCAGUCACUCAGAGACCGAACCAGAAAAGGCCUUUCAUGCUGUUGACUUGCCAGCAGCUGCGCCGGACAAAGAAGGCGCGAAAAAAAACUUGGCAGUUCCGUCCUUGUUACAAGAACUGGAAGGAACAUUUGUAUGUGAUCCGACCGAAAAAGACAAUGGUGUCGAGAACACGCGAGAAUGUGUCCACACGGGCAGCGUCAGCGGAAUAGACCAAGGUUCAGUCGCGGCUUCCCUCAACAGUAUCCCGGCUCAUGCUGAACCUCAGAAAAGCGGUUUAGCAAUCGCCGCCGAAAUAGAUGGAGCGGGCAAGACAAAAAUACAAAAGCGAAGGCUCUCGUUCAGCGACGAAGUCACUGCCAGUAACGACGCAGCUUUUCGUGAAAAAAAUAAGCUACUGGUUGGUUACUCUGACGUCGGUUCCAGAGCAGACGCAUUGGCCUCGGAAAAUGUUGCUCGUUCUCCAAGAAACCAAGCAACGUACAUUUACCUUGCCGGCGCCACGAUUCCGGAAGAAGAAUAUUCCAGGGACAAACACGAGCUGUCAUCUGCGCUGGACAGUGACACAUCAGACAAGGCGGGGGACGAGGAAUUAAAGCGGCCCUACAAUGCGAGGCAAAGUGUACCAGAUGACGAUUGGAACAAUGACGAGCACAGCGCAGGUAGCGCGUUCCAACACGGUGAAUUUUCGGCAAGUACAUCUGUGCAAUCCGCUCCCAAAGACGUCACCGCAGCGACGAAUGCCACGUGGAGGGCAGGGAACAGAGACGACGACUUGCAGCGUCCCCUGUACGCCGAGACGGGUUUCGAGGAUGCAAGGCGCCUAGUGAACAAGUCCUGGCUAUCCCUGCGCACUGGUAGCGCCGACUACAGCAGCGAGAACGUAGAAAAUACUCGCGGUGACGUAACGGCGCUUGGCGACCGUCGCGCGAUCGCCACGGAAGUGGGAGACAAUACCUGGGAAACCUCGACCAGAGACUUUGACUCCAAUGCCCCAACAGGCGCUGCCACGAGCGAUCCUCUGGGCACAGGAGGUGUCCCCUCAAGCGAGCGAAAGGGUUCACUAAGCAGCGUCAGUGUAGGGUACACCCAGGAAUCGCACCCAAAUGACGGCAAUGUUUCUUCUUACAGUGUAGACGCCUCGGAUGACAUGGAAAGCCUGAAGGUGCGCCUCUUCGCAACGAGACGCCGCUCCCAGGUCCCAGGAGACAUUCCCGACGACGUGAUUAGGAAAAGUGAGCCCACAUCAACGCUCAGCGCUUCCCACGUUGUGGCUACGGACGCACCGUUUCCGUGGGAGCACACACGCAGCGUUGAUUCAGAGACCGGAUACGCCCCCGCGACCAUACUAAGAGACGACGCCUACCAAAUGAGCUUGCCGGGCUCGGCAGUGGCUGAGGGUGCGGCAGACGUAGCCAACGCCAGCGAACACGAGGUUCCCAAGGCAGGAAAGGAAACUACGAAAUCGGAAAGUGCAUUGUCGCCCGCAUUCGGAAACGUGUUAAACGCCGAAGAAGGCCCCACGCGACAUGGCGAAGAACAGCCCGAUGCGGGUAUGACGGCACGAGCAGCCCCGAUUCAGCUGGAACCUUCCCAACGCGGAGGGAGCGAGUCGCCCACGAGUGACGACGAAGAAGGGCGUAUGGAGCACCUCUUGAAGGAGGCAGGCGAGGACAGAAAGGACGACGCCCAGGACAUCAGUCAGGAAGUGCCAGACGCUGACGACGAGAGUCCGAAGCUUGCUUCGCACUGCGAAGAGCUGCGAUUCGAGAAUUUCAGAACGGUUGUGGAACGCAUGGCGGAUCUGUCGACGCGAAGCGAGGCAAAUAUCGUGUACGAGUCGUUCGUUCCCGCUAUUGGCAAAGCCAGCGACAUGCUCGAUAACGUUUAUUAUGGUACUGCAUUCAAAGUCCGCGUCGUGGACGACUACGAUUUACCGUCCAUCAUGUACGACCGCUGGAACGAAGAUGCUGCCAGCGUGGCUCCAACGAUCAAGACAUUUUGGACCUACAGCCCACACAGCUUCUUGGUGUCCGUCGACGAGAACGGCACGCACAGUGGCAUCAUCAGCGCCAUCGUGUUCGAGGACGAGCAGGCCUUCUGCUCGGCCAACAGCGUCAAGCGCGACUUCCUGGCGAGCGGUGUCAAGCGGCAACUGUGGGACGCACUGCUGAGCGUGCAGCACGGCAAGAACUUGUUCACCGUGGUGCCGGCCGAGCAGGUGGGCGCCUACUACCGCCAUCUGGGAUUCUACACGUCGGCCAGAGGCCUCAUCCUCCACGGAAAGCUGGCGUCAUACACGGACCUCGCGCCGCUCGGUCAAUUCCCGCUGCCGGACGGUGUCGAGAUCGUCAAGUUCAAGAAGCAGAUGUACGCGUCGCUGCUGAGCUUCGACAAAAGCACGCUCGGCUUCGGUCGCAAGCGGUUCUGGAGGAUGACGCUGCGCGAGGGCCCCAUCUCGUUCCGCGUGGCGCUCCAAGGCGGGGGAGUGUGCGGCUACGCGGGCCUCCAGAACGACACGCGCGGCGUGCCCGUCGUGCGCUGGCUGGUGGCCGCCGACGAGGGCGUGGCGGUCCGCCUGCUGCACAACCUGCUGGCCGGCUCGUUGACGUUCCGCCAGCGCGGCGCCUGGAUGGCGCUGUACGCGCGCAGCCACGCGUCGGCCGCGCUCCUUCGGCACCUGGACACCAGCGGCUUCCAGCCGUGGAUGCUCGUCUUCAACCGGCGGGAGCCGUUCCUCCAGUACAGGAACAUCGCGGUGCUCACCUACAUAUGAACGUCACCCACUUCAACUUCGACUUUUCGCUGAUGUUACGCAUGCGCGGGGAGAUUUCCGUUUUUAUUUGUUAUUGGUUAUUGGCAAUGAAACUACUAUAUGCAAGAA
Dermacentor albipictus is the source of this 10507-nucleotide messenger RNA. RefSeq names its product mucin-17-like. The record is from RefSeq and is a predicted model, not a curated record. NCBI's taxonomy places the organism in Eukaryota, Metazoa, Arthropoda, Arachnida, Ixodida, Ixodidae.